Molecule: messenger RNA, 337 nt
Organism: Aureobasidium subglaciale EXF-2481
Lineage: Eukaryota; Fungi; Ascomycota; Dothideomycetes; Dothideales; Saccotheciaceae
Exons: 3
Cellular component (GO): mitochondrial inner membrane
Source: RefSeq, a predicted model, not a curated record
CAAUGGCUGGUCCUGGUCCCUCACGUCCCGCCGGUGCCCACGGCGCCCACCCCAUCCACAUCCACCCCGUCCGUCCUCUCUACAGAUUCGCUGCGACCGGUCUUGGUGCCAGCAUGUGGUUCUUCUUGAUGUACAGAGCCAAGAAGGACGGCCCUGCUCUCCUCGGCUGGAAGCACCCUUGGGAUCACUGAUUCACGAACGUCAAUCUCUUUCAAUUUCCUCUAUACCACAAUACCAAUUCUCUCGUCUAUGCCUUCUCAAACAAGUAGUGGCACACGCCCCAUUCCUCUCCACCGUUGUACGCAAACAACUCGGCGCAUGCGAGGUAGAAUAUCUG